GCUCGACCCUCACACUGUUCUCCUCAGCACUGUUCUGACGCUCUUCCCCUUUUCUGGAAUACUCGUGUCUCUUGAUUUACGUAAAACCAGACAUAAACAAAGAAAAAAAGUUCACGGAAACGCUAACAAAACCAGAGCCUGAACGCGAUCCACCUGCCGUAGGAGAUGUGGACGGAUAUAGGGAAGAUCAUGCUGUUUCAUUUAUUUCUGAUGGAGCUGCACUCGGCGAAAGGGACUAAAACGGAUUGCGAGGAAGGUCAGUUUAAGUGCAGAAACGGGAGGUGUAUACCUAUCAUCUGGAGGUGUGAUGAUGAUGAUGACUGCGUGGACAACAGCGACGAGGAAAGCUGCCCGAAGAAGACAUGUGCCACAACGGACUUCGCCUGCAGAAAUGGGCAGUGCGUGCCCUCGCGGUGGCGCUGUGAUGGAGAGCCGGAGUGUCCGGAUGGCUCCGACGAGGCGGAGUCCAUGUGCAGUCGACAGUUAUGCCCCCCCGAGAAAUUCGACUGCGGGGGCUCUUCGGGCAAAUGCAUCUCGCUGUCCUGGCGAUGCGACGGAGAGCGGGAUUGCGAGAACGGCGCCGACGAGCUGGCCUGCGUGGCAGAUGGCAAAGCCUGCCCCCCCAGCGAGUACCAGUGCCGUAACCGCAAAUGCAUUGCACCUGAGUUCCUGUGCAAUGGCGCUGACGACUGCGGCGACGGAAGCGACGAGGAGAAGUGCUCGGCGACCACCUGUGGCCCGCACGAGUUCCGCUGCAACAGCUCAGAGUGCGUGCCGCGCCCGUGGAGCUGCGACGGCGAUGCUGACUGUGCUGACGGCUCGGACGAGACCGUGGAACGCUGCGGCCGGCGCGCCGAGCCCCAAAAACCACGCUGCCCCAACGGGGAGUUCCAGUGCGGCAGCGGCGAGUGCGUCCAUCUCAGCUGGAAAUGCGACGGAGAUGCCGACUGCAAGGACAAAUCCGACGAGGCCAACUGCGCCGUGCCCACUUGCCGCCCGGACGAGUUCCAGUGCGGCGACGGAUCCUGUGUCCACGGCACCAAGCAGUGCGACCGGGUGCACGACUGCUCCGACUACAGCGACGAGGUCGGAUGUGUCAAUGCGAGCAAGUGUGAAGGACCUCUGAAGUUCAUGUGUAGGAACGGCGAGUGUGUCGACAGCAGCAGGGUGUGCGACUCCCACAGGGACUGCAAGGACUGGUCGGACGAGCCUCUCGAGUGCGGCAAGAACGAGUGUGCAGACCAUAACGGUGGAUGCUCGCACGUGUGCCGUGACCGGCGGAUCGGGUACGAGUGCGAAUGUCCCCCCGGAUACCAGCUGCUGGACAAGAGGACGUGUGGUGACAUAGACGAAUGUGAGAAUCCGGAGAUCUGCAGCCAAGUGUGCGUGAACUACAAAGGUGACUACAAGUGCGAGUGCUAUGAGGGCUACGAGAUGGACCCCGUAACCAGGAUGUGCAAAGCCGUGGGGAAAAGCCCCUACCUGAUCUUUACCAAUCGCCACGAGAUUCGACGCAUUGACCUGAUUAAGCGGGACUACACGCAGGUGAUCCCCACCCUGAAGAACGCAGUGGCACUAGAUGUGGACGUCGCCACCAACAAGAUGUAUUGGUGUGAUCUGUUUCACCGCAAAAUCUACAGUGCUUACAUCAACAAGGCCAGCGACUCCUCCCAGCAGAUAACUCUGAUUGACUCCGCCCUGCACUCCCCGGAAGGCCUGGCCAUUGACUGGGUCCACAAGAACCUCUACUGGACUGACUCGGGGGACAAGACCAUCUCAGUAGCCACGGGGGACGGUAAGAAGAGGAGGGUGCUGAUCGACACGGAGCUGAGUGAGCCAAGGGCCAUCGCCGUGGAUCCCAAGCAAGGGUUCAUGUACUGGUCAGACUGGGGAGCCCAGGCCAAGAUCGAGAAGGCGGGAAUGAAUGGAGUGGACCGUCAGGUGCUGGUUUCUGACAGCAUCGAGUGGCCCAAUGGGAUUACGCUGGACCUGGCCAGCAGGAGGCUCUACUGGGUCGACUCUAAGCUGCACCUCAUCUCCAGCAUCGACCUGAACGGAGGCAGCCGGAAGGUGCUGCUCUCCUCCUCUGACCACUUGGGCCACCCCUUCGCCCUGACGGUGUUUGAGGACCGGAUCUAUUGGACCGACCUGGACAACGAGGCCAUCUACAGCGCCAACCGGUUGACAGGCCGCGAUGUGGCCACACUGGUGGAGCACCUGAACAGCCCCCUGGACGUGGUGGUGUUCCACGAGCUGCGGCAGCCCAGUGCUCCUGACAGCUGUAACUUGGGCUCUCUGCCCAACGGUGGCUGCGAGUACCUAUGCCUGAAAGCCCCCCAGAUCACAGAGCACUCCCCCAGGUACACCUGCGCCUGCCCAGAUGGCAUGGAGCUGGGGCCGGACAUGCGACGCUGCGUGGCAGCCACUCCACCUGUCAGGCAUAAAACGACAGCAGCACCCGCAACGACCACAACUUCAAUGACGACAACCACCACCUCCAGACCAACGACGACCACCAUCACCAUCACCACCACCCCAGCUCCUCCACCACCCCCCACCACACAGGGCACCACAUCCCAGAUGGGCACGACGUCCCAGAUGGGCACGACGUCCCAGAUGACCACCCCUCCCAGCCCCACCUCUCCAUCCAGCCCAGAGACCUCCUACAGCCCCCUCCCUACCUUCUCCUCCCCAAAACCGGCCUUCUCCCCCCCCACACAGCCGGACGCCAUCCUGCGGGACGACAGGAACCUGUCCCACCUCUCCGGCAGUGAACACUACCUUUUUGGCAGCAUCACCACGGUCUCCGUCCUCAGCGUCGUGGCCCCCAUCGGAACACACCGGGCAGGCGUCAGAAGCAGGUGUUGGCAAGCAAGCGUAGCGAUUCCGGCUUUUCGUCUGAGCUCAGCGUUCGUAGCGUCACUGGCUGCAGUGGUCGUCGGCCUGCUCUGCACUGCGGGCUACCUCACCUGGCGCAACUGGCGUCGGAGGAACACGAAGAGCAUGAACUUCGACAACCCCGUGUACCGCAAGAGUCCAGAGGAGGGCGACGACGAGAUCCACAUCGGCCACGUGUACCCCGCAGUGAGUGGAGGCGUCCGCCAGCCCUUCAUCGCCCUGCCACUAGGGGGCAGCGUCCCAGACUCCAGCUCUCACUGGUACUCGGCACAACCAAUGCUCUGCAGUACUAAGUGAUGCCUGUGGGGGGGGCGCACUU
Molecule: messenger RNA, 3217 nt
Organism: Brienomyrus brachyistius
Lineage: Eukaryota; Metazoa; Chordata; Actinopteri; Osteoglossiformes; Mormyridae
Gene: lrp8
Product: low density lipoprotein receptor-related protein 8, apolipoprotein e receptor
Exons: 20
Coding region: 166-3195 (1009 amino acids)
Molecular function (GO): protein binding; calcium ion binding
Source: RefSeq, a predicted model, not a curated record